UCACAAACUGUAUUAAAAGUAUAAGAAGAAUAAUUGAUAGAUUCAUUUAUUUUGCUGGUUUUUCAUAGAACAGACUUGGCAAAAUAACAAAAUGUGAAUUUGAAUUAUUUAUAUGUCAAUCUGAAAUGAGAAAAUUCAACCCGAGACUACGUGCUGUUUAAAGUUGUCAUUGGCAAAGAGGAGUAAAAUAGCACAAAUAAGAUAAAAUAAAAUCAGUUAAAUAAGUGUGUUAAAGAUCAAUUGGUGUCAUUAAAUCCAUUAAGACGAAGUAGCACAGGUGUGUCUUAGUUCGUGUGUCGAUUUUGGCUCCCGGAGCUAUGGAAAAAGAUCGAGGUGGUUGCAGCAGCAGUAGCGGCACGCGCUACGUCAGUGCAGGCGAUCGCAGCAGCGCCAUUAGCGGAACUUCACAUGCUCUCAUUUCCAGUGAAUAUGAUGGUUUAUUGAAAAAACAUAAAAAGUCUAAAAAGAAAAAAGAUAGACAUUCACACUCGCGUGAAAAUUCUCUGACGCGUCAGAUACGACGUAGCCGUAGCAACAGCAGCCCUUCACCACGAAGUCGAUCUGCUACCGCCACUGCCGAUACCGACACAGAAGGCGAUGGAGACUUGACAAUUAAGCAACCAUCCACGAAAACACAUGCCUUGAAUGCCAUUGUAGAAUACUCAGAUGUAAGUUCCGAAGAUUUCUCUGACCCAGAGGCAGGAGAAAUUAACUCGGAGCCCAGUGAAAAUACAAGAAAGCAAAGAGUUGAUACUACGGUAUUAAAUGUGGGCAAAGGUCUAAGGACGACAAAUCAAUUGCCUGCUCCCAAUGCUCCUAAAGCUGAUCUACCACUUCACAGCAUGAGUAGUGACGAUGACACCUUUAGAAGUAAACGCAAGGAUAGUCUUGAUAAUCUUUCGAAUCUUUCGCCAAAUCACGUCCGUCGAAUUAUUCUAGGCUCACCAGUGCGUGGAGUAAAAAGCAACAUUGGUGUUACACCAGGAAACAGCUCCAUGAAUGCCAAAUCAGACAAACCUUUGAUAUCAACCGGGUCAACCAAUGAUUCCAAUGCCACAAUUUCGACUCAUCAUGCUUCAAAGGAAUGUGAUCCCACAGCAAAGAAACAAGCAAAGAACAGUGUUAAUAGCAGCAGUAGUAGCAAACUACUAGAUGAAGAGGUUUCUGACUGGGAUGCGGCUUUGGCUAGCAGUGAUUCAAUGGACACCGAUGAAUUUGAAGCUGAAUUAAAACGACAGAAGCGCAAAAAGGCCAAAAAAGACAAAAAACAUAAGAGAAGUAAGAAGUCGAAGAAACGAAGAAAGAAGCGUGCGCGGUCCUAUUCGAGCAUUGAGUCCAUUUCUGAUAAUGAUCUGGAUGCAGUUAUAGCGUCUGAAAGCAUGCGCCACUAUACUCCUUCGCCGAAAGUACAUCGUGGUCAUGAAAAGAUUGUGGGCAAUAAUGCAGUCAGAAGUCCAGAACGUAACACGGCUGGUAGUGGCGUUGGAUCGUCCUAUACACCCAUCAAAGAAGACAGUCCAUUAUCGAUAGAUACACCGCCUAUGCGACCCGGUAGUAGCAAUAGUUAUUAUGCUGAAAAAGCCGGGGGAGCAGCGGCAACGAAAGCGACAGGUGCCUCCGCCGUUGCGGCAGCGUCCGGCCUACAAGUGACCGUAACUAAUCAGCGUCAUCGCACACCGCCUCGUACAAGCGCUAAAACACGUUUUCCCGCCGCAACAUCACCGCAUACACCGCCACUUUAUAUCGGCGGAGGUGCUGAACGUGGACAAACCACGCGCGGCACACGUUAUGCACUUAGCCCACCAAAAGAAGAGCUGCUAUCUGCGCACCAUCAGCAUCAUCACCGCUCAUUGAGCAAUGCUAGCGGAGGUGGUAUUUCCAGUCAUCAUUACAGUGCGCGCAGCGGAAGUGGUGUAGAUGUGCAUAAAUAUAAAGCUGUGUCACCAGAGCGCUACCACCACCAUCAGCCAGCCACACCCCCUCACAAGCGAAGAAAAGUCUUUGAAACCCGCACGGCCACAUACGAUUCACACCAUACACGUCACCAUAGUUCUAAUGCGCAUAGUUUACGUAAAGCACACGACUAUGACCGCUUCGGUAGCAGUGGUCGGGACAAAUAUGGUAGACGCUACUCUAGAAGUCCGAGUGUGUUGAACGUACGUAGCAGACAAUCUCCAGCAUACCCGGCAACCUCUUCAUCAGCAUAUCGCAGUACCGUUACUGGUGGCAGUCAUCGUCAUAACAGUAGUAAAUACAUGCAGACUGCAUCUCCGUCGCCCGUACGCUCACGGUCGUCGAAACGUGGCAUGGGCAAUGAUCGCUACUCGCGUUCACGUUCUCCACACUCUUUAACGCGACACUAUGACUCACCACCUUCACCGAUAUGUGCGGCUGGUGUAAGUGGGCGUUCAUCACAUCGGCGUUACCGUUCUUCUUCACGUAGCCGCCGUCGUCGCGCCGGCAGUAAGCGUUCAUACACACGUUCACGCAGCCGGUCACGUUCACGUACCCGUACGCGAUCGCGCUCACCUUCUUCAUCACCCACAUCACGCGACCUGAAGCUCAAGCGCAUUGAAUAUAGUAAAAAAAUCAGUGAUACAAGUCUAUUCGCUGAACUGGUUAAAGACAAACACAAGAGACAAAAGGCGAUAGAUGCUCUUCUGGAACGCCAGGAAGAAAACAGUAACAGCAAUAGUGCGCUCAUCAUAAAUGAGAACAGCUCGUCUGUGGAUAGUGGUACGCCCAAGGUUGUCACACAAUCAGACCUUACGCCGUCCACCACCGACAGUACCAUGACGAAAAUGACGACGUUAGCGCCAAUCCUAGCCACAAAUAUUGUCUCAACGCCCAAUGGCGUGAGUAGUGGCAGUAAAUCGGUUGUAGAAGUAACUAACAUUCCCAUGCCGAAAUUAGUGGACGAGAAGGUCCUAUCUGACGCUCCAGCUACUGAAUCCGCCAAGAUUGCUCCGACCAGUACUACCACAAAAGAUGAAACAGAUCGUGAAACUGUAAUCCCACCGCCAAUUAAGAUUAAACCGAAAAGUCUUACUGCAUUACCUAUGCCACCGGGAAUAAGCGCCGCUGAUUUAGCCAAUGCAACAACACCAUCUCCACCCCCAGAAUAUGGCAUCUUAAACGCUUCCUCCGCCAAGAAAAUAAAUAGCAAUAGUGCCUCAACCGCAUCCACGACGACAACAUCAACGCCAGCCACGAACUCCAAUGCCAACAAAAGUUUACUCAACUUGCCGAUGCCGCCAAUGGUACCGGGCGGAGAGGAGUUGAGUGGCGAUGAGGAUGAUGUUAUUAAUAGUCCGGAAGAUUUUGAUACGACAAAUGCGAGUAGCAGCACGGCGAAAUGUAGCACGGAAAAUGCGUCAAACGAUGGCAAUGGCAACGGUAAAAUGUCAAACAGUAAUAAGGGAGGCACCAAUGCAGCGUCUUCAAAACGCAAGCGGCCUGUAAUAUUGAACCGUCGCGACUCACGUAACCAAGUACGUGAUUGGGGCGAACGGUGUGUGGACGUGUUCGAGAUGAUAGCGCAGAUCGGAGAAGGCACAUAUGGACAGGUUUAUAAAGCGCGUGAUCAUCAUACAAACGAAAUGGUUGCGCUGAAGAAAGUGCGUUUGGAGCACGAAAAGGAGGGCUUUCCAAUUACAGCUGUGCGUGAAAUAAAAAUUUUACGCCAACUGAAUCAUCGCAAUAUUGUCAAUCUUCACGAAAUCGUCACCGACAAGCAGGAUGCUUUGGAAUUUCGCAAAGAUAAGGGCUCAUUUUAUUUGGUAUUCGAAUAUAUGGAUCACGAUCUAAUGGGUCUGCUGGAGUCGGGCAUGGUCGAUUUUAAUGAAGAGAAUAACGCAAGUAUUAUGAAGCAACUCUUGGAUGGCCUGAAUUACUGCCAUAAAAAGAACUUUCUUCAUCGUGAUAUCAAAUGUUCAAAUAUUUUAAUGAACAAUAAAGGUCAAGUAAAACUGGCCGAUUUCGGUUUGGCACGCCUGUACAACGCUGAGGAUCGUGAACGUCCCUACACUAACAAAGUGAUAACACUGUGGUAUCGUCCACCCGAACUACUACUCGGCGAAGAGCGCUAUGGCCCAGCUAUCGAUGUGUGGUCAUGUGGUUGUAUACUAGGUGAGUUAUUCGUCAAACGACCACUCUUCCAAGCGAAUGCUGAGAUGCCACAAUUAGAGACUAUAUCGAGAGUCUGUGGCACACCGGUGCCGGCCGUAUGGCCAAAUGUUAUCAAACUACCACUCUUCCACACAUUCAAGCCAAAACGUCAACAUAGACGACGACUACGUGAGGAUUUCGAAUUUAUGCCAAUACCUGCGUUGGAUUUGCUCGAUCGUAUGCUGGAAUUAGAUCCUGAUCGCCGCAUUACCGCUGAGGAAGCGCUAAAAUCGCCAUGGCUCGUCAAUAUCAAUCCUGAUGAAAUGGCUAUACCAAGGCUACCCACUUGGCAGGAUUGCCACGAGCUGUGGAGCAAAAAACUACGUCGUCAAAAACGCGAACAAGGAGAAGCAGGACCGCUGUGAAACUACAUUUAUCCUAUGGUGGAGACACCAGUCUUAGGCACGACGGCCCAGCGCUUAACAGACGAUGACGAUGAUAAUGUGGGCGCAACGUCGGGCAACAAUCAACAACUGUUUAUAUGGCAUCUGAAGCAACAACAAUAGUAAUAUAGAAGACAUUUCAUGGCGCCAUAGAUACAUGACAACAACCAUCGACUAAAUGAACAAACUUUCUAUUAAGAGUUUUGAAUGUAAGAUGGUGAAAUGUUUGGCGCAGCGUUAAUUGUUAAUGCGUGGUUGUAGUAAAAAGUGUUGAAAGCUUAGCAAUACACUUACAAACUUUCUGCAUAAUUUAUAUAUAGUAAUUUUAAUUGUAUCAACAUUUUAGUUUUUUAUAAUUACUAUUAAAACUUACUAUUAAUAUUAUCAUCAUAUUAUUAACGGCAUCGAGUGAAAGCGUAAACUAAAUUAUAGUUAGUUUUAAAACAUCAAGAAGAAUAAAAAUUUAAUUAUAUGUAGAUAAAGAAGCUGUCAAACUUUGUAAACAAACUACAAAAACAAGACAAUUUAAUAAAUGAAAAAAAAAUCACAUUUAUUCGUAUAAGUACACAAAACUAAAUUCAAAAAAAAUUUUCAAUGCCUUUUGCGUGUUUUUAUUUGACGUGCUUUGAAGUACAAAACUCAUUUGAAGCAGAAGUCCUUUAAAAAAUGGUGAAUGGUUGACAUUUGUACACUUAGCACAUACAAUGUAACUAUUUCCGUUUCAAAAGCUAAUAAGUCCAUGAAAGUUAAACGUAAAUAAGGAAAAAAUAAAAACAAAAUAUUGAAGAAAAGCUCACAGAUGUCUGGAAUGUGGUUUGUUUAAAAACAUAUUUGAAUUGCUGAAUGUAAAAUAAUGUAUUGGAAUAUCAAAAUUGGGAACAAAUGAAAUUUGCAUGAUUUUGAGGUCGAACAAGUUUUAUACGAAAAAUUAGAGAGCAAUUUUUUCACACUAUAAUUUUUAUUAUUAUUUUUUUCGAAAACUGACUAUUCAAAUACGUAAUUGCUAUUAUUAUGUUCGAUUUGAAGUCAGUCUACAUUUCCGAAUUGAUGGAAUUUGAUAAUUUUCAAUAAUUCUUAUAUAUACUAAACAUGUAUGUGCAUAUGAAACAAUGUACGGCAAAAAUAUUGUUUACAAAAAAUACUUAAAGAAAGGUUGCAACUAUAAACGAAAAUCAUGAACAAAUAGCAGCAGUUCGAACUUUAGUCAAUAAAAAUAAUUCAAAAAAUAUAUAUAAAAAAAAGUUUAUUACGUUUAUAAGUAUGUAUGUUGUAUAGCGUGUAUGUUUACCUCCGAAUCCUUGCUUUUCUACUUGAUUAUAAAUAUUAUACUGAAAUUUAUAAGAAAUAUAUACAUAUAGGAUAUGGUAUAUGGACAUAUUCUAGUAUACGUCAAAAAAUGCAAAGGGGGUUUGAAAUAAGAAUUUUAUUUCCGGGCUGUCUUCAACAUACUCGUUAUAGGGCAUUUGACGUCUCAGUCUUCUUGUUUAAAAAAUUCCUUGUAUAUUUAAGUGGUAUUUGCACCGCAUUUACGCAGUUGGGCGAUAUCAGCGCAAAAAGUAAAUAUGUAUAAUAAUCGGGUUUGAGUGGUUUAAAUUUCACAGGAGUUUCAUUUACUCUAUUGUUUCAAUUAUAUUCAUUUUAAAUUUGGAUUAAUUAUCUCCUGUAAUUCGAAUUACUACCACUUUCUGUUGACUGAGUUGUUCCCCCAUGCACCCUACACUUGGAUUAAAACAAAAAACAA
This is a messenger RNA of Anastrepha obliqua, 6291 nucleotides long. RefSeq names its product cyclin-dependent kinase 12 (gene Cdk12). Gene Ontology annotation, cellular component: cyclin/CDK positive transcription elongation factor complex; nucleus. Lineage: Eukaryota; Metazoa; Arthropoda; Insecta; Diptera; Tephritidae. Gene Ontology annotation, biological process: positive regulation of transcription elongation by RNA polymerase II; transcription elongation by RNA polymerase II; protein phosphorylation. Gene Ontology annotation, molecular function: RNA polymerase II CTD heptapeptide repeat kinase activity; cyclin binding; cyclin-dependent protein serine/threonine kinase activity. The coding region runs from base 318 to 4532 and encodes 1404 amino acids. The transcript has 8 exons. The record is from RefSeq and is a predicted model, not a curated record.